Molecule: messenger RNA, 8035 nt
Organism: Calidris pugnax (ruff)
Lineage: Eukaryota; Metazoa; Chordata; Aves; Charadriiformes; Scolopacidae
Gene: ITPKA
Product: inositol-trisphosphate 3-kinase A
Exons: 7
Coding region: 2945-4069 (374 amino acids)
Biological process (GO): inositol phosphate biosynthetic process
Cellular component (GO): nucleus; cytoplasm
Molecular function (GO): inositol-1,4,5-trisphosphate 3-kinase activity; inositol tetrakisphosphate kinase activity
Source: RefSeq, a predicted model, not a curated record
GAUAAAGAAACUGCUGAAAUUUUCCUGGAAAAGAGAUUCAAGGGACAUUGUUUACUAUAGUCUAGCAGAAUUUCCAUGAAAAUUUACCAGCUCAGGCAAGAAACUACUCCUCCACUUUGCUGAUGAUGGAAAACUGAACCUUUUUAGGGACUCUUUUAUGUUAUAUUUCUAUGUACUUUUGUUCUUUAACUCACUAUAGUUUCACGUAACAUGCUAGGAUUAUUAAAACUGAUAGGUUUUAGUUUUUUUUCUCUGAAAAAAAAGUUUUCCUUAUUCCCUCCCCUGAUACUUACUAAUGUAGAUGUGAUUGGUGUUUUUAAUUAUUGUAAAUUCUUUACUGAGGACUCAAUUCUGCAAAUUCCUGUGUAUGUUGCCUGUUUGUGAGUGCUUAUCUGAGGGUAGUUACAUGUGUUUAAGGUGUUCACAGAACAGAGAUCUUUAUUUUCAUUUUACCCUUAAAUAAGGGAGAGAUUUUAUUUAUUUUUCCACAGAAUAGCAGAGGAAGGUUCAAGUUCCUAUCCCCUGUUGUCCUUAGGAGUCAGAGUGACUUACCUGUCCCUGAGGAAUUCAGCAUACACUAGUAGGGAGAUUUCUGUUGCUCUAUGCUGCCUGUAAAACACCAGCAGCAGUGAUCAAAAAACCCCCACCCAGUUCAGGGUUCAGUGUUCUGGGUUAUUAGGAUGUUAUAGCCCUUGUCCUGAAAUGGUAGGAGGGUUUCAGGAAAGCUGGGUAGUUCCUGUGCGUUAAUUCUUGGGGACAGUGAGGCCUGAGCCAAAACUCCUUAAAAUGGAUGAAACGCCUCCCAGUGAGUUUAGUGGGUUUUCUCAGCUAAGUCUUAGUGGUGUAUUUGGGCAGGCUCAUCACGGCUCUGCUUCUGCAUACUAGGAAUGUAUGAAAUUGUGCUCGCAGUCACGAGAAAAGGCCUGGAGAAGGCUGUGCUCACAGAAACCAGUGGCUUUCAGUUGCUGCUCAUCUUUGCUGUUAAUGGAUAAGUAUGAUGGCAAUGGCCACCUGCAUCCAGGGUUGAAUGGGUUGGGAAUACCUCAUCUGGCCAACACUUUGGCUGCAUGCGCUAGUGCUAACACAGAGCGAGUCCGCCACAUCUGCUGCAUGGGUGUGUGCUUCUCUUCAGUGCUGUGCUUCAGAUUCAGAAGUGUAAUGCAGAUAACGCAGAUCAAUGUCAGAUACCGAGCCACCGUCCUUUGCAUGCAUUGUGGCUGCAUUGCGGGCAUCAGUUCUGCUAUUCUCCUAAAUUUUUGUUCUUUUGCUACCAGGGACACAGUUCCAGUGGCACAGCCACAGCCGGACCUGCUGGCAGGAAACUAGCUUUUCCCCUCAUCAGCAUCUCAUACCUUUUAUGUGCUUAGGGGCACAUAUAUAUUUAGUGUGUCAGUUACAGUUAACAUUGAGUAACUUACAUGUUGAAUCUGAGAAUGUUAGUAAGUUUCAUUUUUUCCUCUUGGCCCUUUUGGGAAUGGGCAUAUAUAUUUUGGGAAGAGGCAUAUAAAACAGCAUUGGGCAUGUCAAGGGCAUCUGAUUCAGGCAAUCCUGAUAAAGAGAUAGCUGAGUUUUCCCUGAAUAUAUGUGAAUAGCAUACACUGACUGGGAAUCUAGAAUAAAUGAGGGCUUGGAGAAACCCAGUCAGAGCAAAAGAUGAAGAAGACUGAGCAGGAAUCAAGAAGAAUUGGGGAGAUAUGGACUGCAAAUACAGAUGGGCACUGGUAGCAGUCCUCCUUGCCAUUGCAGCAUAAAGCAGUGAUUUGAGAAACGCGUACUACUAUUGCUAACAAAGAGGAAGAUAUCUUGCUUUAGAAAUAGAAGUGAGAAAGAUUCCUCCCACAGCAGGCACACAAAGUUUUCAUCUUCCCACUCACACCACUGCUCCAACAGCAUGCAGCCCUGUUUGCAUCCUGGCAAUUUGCAUCCUGGGUUGGGUGAGUUGGGAGACUGGAAGUUGCAGGAGAGGAAAGUGCAACAGCCGAACACCUGCUGAUGGCAGGACGCCCUGUGGGAUGGGUCUGGAAGCAGUCCUUUCCCUCCUAGCUUGAGCCUCAUGCUUUCCCUGCCUUGGGGGGAAAAAAGGUUUGUGAAGAGAUUAUUUAAAAUUAAAAAAAAAACAAAACACAAAAACAGUUGUCAAUGUCUGCUUACUGGAUGAGUAGCUUAAACGUACUCAUCCAAGGCAGCUGUAACCUAAGCAGCCAAAGUCCACUUGAGCUGGGGAAUUUGAAUUUGGCCCCUUGUCUCCUUCACGCCCACAGUACAAAUGAAAGCUGCAGCUUCUUAGGGCUUGGUGGGAGGGAGGAGGCGGGAAAGCCACAAGAGUGUGGUGUUCCAUGAUUCCGUUAAGUGUCAAUGUAAUUGUCGGAGUUGCAAGGGACCUCUAGUCCAAGGGAUCAUCUAGUCCAACGCCCCUGCUAAAGCAGGAUUGCCCAGAGCACAUAACUCAGGACUGCAUCAAGAUAGGACUUGAAAAUCUCCAGAGAAGGGGACAGUUGAUGUGCAUUCCUUGAAAACCUGAGCUUCUCAUCACUUCUGGAUGUAGCAGUAUGACAAGUUGUUGGGAGACAGGAUGCAAUUUGUUAGGAGUGGGGCAUUAUGAUGAGUAUAGGAUCUUUCUGGGAGACUUACGGAGCAAUGCUGACUUGUGAUUAAGGGAUGGGGGAAAAGCAGUGAUACCCUGAAAACUGGGCUGGAAUCUCCAAAAACAAAAUCUUUGGCAGGAGUUACAUUCAAAGGUUUCAUUUUAAUUCAGAACCAUGUUUACUUUCAACUGUUCUUUAAAUAAUUUAGGGCUGUGUCCCUCUGGAGUAGAAACAGCAAAGUAGACUGGAGGGCUUCUGCCAUCAGUUAAAUCUGGCAAAUAGACUGUACAAAAAUAAUUUGUCUUUGCUAAUUGAAUAACAAUAGUUGCAUUGCACUUUGCUCCAGAAGGAGCCUAUGGAUGUUUAUACAUGGUGUACAAAAGUUGCUCUCAUCCUUAUUAAACAGCAGCUACCUCUGUGAUAGAGCCAAGUCGCUGUUCAGCACUGCAAGGCUAAAUAGGAAGAAGCAAUCAUAUUUCAGAAUAAAUCAUGUUCAUAUGGUGAUUAUUUUGUUAUGUCCCUUUAAUUUUCAGGAUAACUUAGAACUUUCUUGUGAAGACAAACCCUUAAAAGAAAGAUCUCUUGCAUCUAAAAAGGCAUGGCAUACAAUUAAAACCAUGGUUAACUUACCAGUCAUCAGCCCCUUCAAGAAACGCUACUCAUGGGUGCAGCUGGCUGGGCAUACAGGGAGUUUCAAGGCAGCUGAUAGUGGGAAGAUUCUCAAACGCUUCUCAGAGAAUGAAAAGGAGUGUUUUGAGCGACUGAUGAAAGACCCGCUACGCUCCUGUGUCCCUUGUUUCCAUGGUGUGGUGGAGAGAGAUGGCGAGAGCUACAUUCAACUGGAUGACUUGCUUACUGAUUUUGAAGGGCCUUGCGUGAUGGACUGCAAGAUGGGGAUCAGGACGUACCUGGAGGAGGAGUUGACUAAGGCCCGUGAGAAACCAAAGCUGCGUAAGGACAUGUACAAGAAAAUGAUUGAAGUGGAUCCUCUUGCUCCCACAGCUGAAGAGAACGCCCAACAUGCUGUCACCAAACCCCGAUACAUGCAGUGGAGGGAAACCAUCAGCUCCAGUGCCAACCUGGGCUUCAGGAUUGAAGGGAUUAAGAAGGCAGAUGGAACAUGUAACACAAACUUCAAAACUACAAAGACACAGGAGCAAGUCCUACAGGUUUUUGUGGAAUUCAUUGAGGGCAACACAACUAUUCUGAAAAAAUACCUCAAGCGUCUGCAGGAAAUUCAUAUAAUUCUUGAAUCCUCAGACUUCUUCAAGCGACACGAGGUCGUUGGAAGUUCACUACUUUUUGUACACGAUAGCACUGGGAAUGCCAAUGUGUGGCUGAUCGAUUUUGGAAAGACCACGCUUCUCCCUGAUGGGCAGACACUGGAUCACAGGAUUCCCUGGCAAGAAGGCAACAGGGAGGAUGGGUACUUGUUGGGAUUGGACAAUUUGAUUCGCAUCUUGGAAAGCAUCACUGAAAGAUGAGUUGAGAAUGGCACAAAACUUGCAGGGCUGCUCUGUGACUUUCUGCUCUACUGGGAUCGCUCAGAAGGAAACCUUUAACUCCCUCCAAACUCCUGAGGUCACCAGUGCAGAGGGAGCUGCAUCCAGAACCCAGCAGUUAGUCAUCACAACGACUUUACAUCGGCCCUCUAUGAACCUAAAUAACUCCAGAUUGGUCUGUAUUGUACCAGCCUAACUUCAGUCUGGUCCUCAGAGAAUGAAGAUCUCCCUACUCAGGAAACACACCAGCACAAGUCAAGAGAUCUGUGUGGUAAACCAGAAUGAUUCUGAUUUCUGGCAAGCAGGUGGGACUCCAGAUUACCUCUUAGUGAAUCAGAGCACGUGUUUGGGGAUUAAGGGUAGGAAUAACAAUUUUCAGGGAAGUGCAUAGUUUUGAAACCAGCAAGAGUGGUAUUGGUUUUUUUUUCCUCCCCCUAAUUGCAAGUUUCCUUGCUCCUGUGUAUGCUAUAGAUUGGACCACCAACUUCUGCUGCAUUGUGUUACAGUGUGCACAAGGUGGAAAUGGGUGAUCAUCACAAGAAAUCUGGAGUAAAGGGAGACAGCAGUUUGUAGUGGCUGGAUGUGGUAACUGCUGUGUUGACCAUUCCUCUUCCCUACCCCAGCCCGGAUUCUCUUCUAUCCAAGAACAGCCUUUGCUUUUACGUAGCCUCUCAGGAGAUUACAAAUACUCUAGGAAUAGCAGCCUAUUGUCUCCAAAAAUGUCUGACUUUCAGACUGGGUGGGCUGUUGGAGAAGUGCCUACCUUGGCAAGUUUGGCCUCUUGCAGCUGAACUGCAGUUCUGAAAAUCAGUAAUGACUCUUUCGCACACAGACCAGGGAGCUAAGGGUUGGGUUGGUUGUUUUGUUUUUUUUUCAAGGCUUGUUUAUUUUUAAAGACAAAGCCCCUAUACACGUGCACACACACGCUCGCACUAGUAGCCGGUAACCAAUGUGAUCUCUUAAGAUCAUGGUUUGACUGACUCCUAAUGCGCGUGACUGCUUGGCCAUGUUCCUGUUCCCAAUCUGAUGCUGCCACUUCAGUGUACAGACCGGCGCAGCCAUGGGGAAGGUAAUGUUUCUGCAUUCACAGCAUUACACUAAUGAUGAGAUAGCGCCCAGGUGUCCUUCCUCCAAGGUAUCAGCUGUUAACUCAGGGCAGUUUGGGGGAAGGAAUGUCAAUAUAUCCCGUCCCCCCGUCCCCAUUGGGAAUCGCAGGACUAUCUGUGGGUCAUUCUUCUUUUGCUGUGGCCCAGGCACGGCCACAUAAAGUUCACAGUGUUUAGGUUAAAAUCAAGAAAGACUGAAGUGGUUCCUUGGAAUGGCUUGACAUACCUUCUCUAUUGGUUGCUUCUACUCACUUGAACAGUUCUUUAAAUUCUAUCAGUAUAAAUACUAUCAGUAUUCACAUGUUCACUCACAUUCCAUGUUUUAGCAUAAAUAACGUGAUGAUGCAGUUUUCAAACUGAGGGCAAGACACAUAUUGCUAUUUGAUUGUUAAUCCACUUUCAACACCUAAAGCUGGUAAUGCACAUUGAAAUUGCUGUCUUUUGCCCGUGUCCUGUCUUCAGAAGAGAUUCUGGGAACUUUAGUAUGUAACAAGGUGACUCCAUGCUUUGGGAAAGUGCUAUUUGAAUAAUAAUUGUGAUCACAAGCAAAAAAAGACUGUAGAGUCCAGUACUGGAACAAAAUGUAUGUAUAACAGUUGUAAUUAGAAUUGAACAGCCUAAAUAAUUUCUAAAAUGGGUUCCUUUAGAUAACACGCUACUGUAGUAAGAGAUCAGUCAGAUUUAAUAACUUUUUCAUCACCUCUAAACAAAGCAUCAGUAUUAAAAAUUCAAGCUCAGUUGUGACCUAAAAGUUAGAUACCAUGGAGUGGGUAUUCUGUGGGAAAUAAUGACACAGGGAAACAUUUCAUCCUAAACCAGAAGUUGCUUGAAUUUGUAAUUAUUUUUGCUUCUUCUGUGGCCUCCCAGUUUUAUUUUCAUGAUAGUAUGUUAAUGUUUUUCUGCUUAGAUCUUUCAGAGGGUUUACACUUUUUUAAGCGACAGUGAGCACAGAUAUUAUCAUUCCAGCUGCCUUCUAACUUUUGAACUGCUAUGAGAUGACAAAUUAAUCUGUGGUGAAUUUCAUACAAUUUUAAAAGAAAAAAAGAAGUCUUCCUCCUUGCCUGCAGCCAACAGGUAAGCCAUCGGUUAGCAGUGCUUAAGGAGAAUUACCUUUCUAUGAGACUGCAAUUGCAAGCAGUCCUAUUAAUUAAAAACAUUAGAAAAGUCAGAAAUUAGACUGUUAAGGUGAUAGAAUUCAUUAGUGGUUUGCCUAAUUAAUCUUCAGAGUUAAAUAGCCUUCUUCUGUUACCGUGUGUAAAUCUUUUGCACUGGCGUAACUUACUUAUGUUCUAGAGGGGAGAUUUAGAGGGUAAAAGUUGAUGCUCAAAUGUCAGCUGAGAAUUUGAGACAAACUUUUAGAGUGAUGCCCAGUUCUACAGGAGAACUAGAAGCAAUGUGGUACCAGCAGCUUCAAAAAAAACCCCACAUGCUGCUACCACCUGGAUGGGGUGCAGUACGUGCUCGUGGGGGAAAACAUGGCGAAUGAUCCAUUCCUCUGCAGUUGUUGAAAAGGUUAGGGGGGGGGAAAAGCAAACCUCUGGUAAAGCAGACCUUGUUUGGAAACUCAUUCUGGAUGGUGAAUAGUUCUAGGAAGUUAGUUUUUAAAUGGCCCUUUGGCUUGUGAAGGGAUUAGAAGGGAAGAAGCCACAAUCUUCUGGUGCUGUUAUGGGAAAGGAGAAAAGGAGGCAGCUUUUCAUUAGCAAACUGCGCGUAGAGGACUGCAGCUGAGCACUGGAGCUCAAAGAGCUCAUGAGCAACCUACCACAGGGUACGUUUGGUACCUUGAUUUGUGUGGGAUAGCCCAGAGUGCCUGUCUGUGUACACUCACGUGCUAGUGUGAGGGAGCAGUGUAGCCUUCUUUCACCAGGGGGUAAGCUGCCUUGAAUAAGCUCAUAUUUACCAGAGGGCCAGCAUGGUGCCUGUGCACAGGCACGUAACAUAGAAGAGCUGAUGCAGCGUAACCAAGGUACUUGUUCACAUACAAGCCCAGAGUGUAGUUCUUUAAUGCCUCUGCUGAGAUAUUGCCUCCCUCUGGAGACACUGAGAGCAUGUGUUUGCACAGCACGGUAAGAUGUGCUGGCCCAGAGGCACAUUGGUGCUGAACAGCUCACCUCUGACUUGGGCAUCGAGGUCUUCAAACUCACUAGUUAGACCCAGCAAUGCUUACUGCUGUCGCUGCUGCGUUCCUGUGUGAGUCUAGCAGUAGGACUUCUGUCCCUCAGCUUUAUCAGUGACUUGGGUUUUUUUUGGCCUUGGACAAGUAUCCUAGGCCUCAGUUUUGUUCCCGUUCUACAGAUGGGAAUAGUAUCUACUUACCUCACAGGAAUGGUGUGAGGCUGUCCUUCAUUAUUGCUUGCAAGAAGCUGUGAGAUUCUUUGGAGGAAGGUGCAAUAUAGAAAGAAAUGCACAAAAAGAUAUAUCAGCUAGGUUUAAAAAUGAUGGGUGCUGGGGCCCCACAAGGAUAUAAAUUUGGAUGACAUGUAACCAAAUUGGUAAAAUUUAAAACCCUCCUUUUUUUUUAUUUUUCUUUAAAGCAGAGGGAAAUUCACUUAACAUCUGAUCCAGUUCCUAUUCUAGGGAAAUAUUUCAAUGGGAGUUGGACCAAACCCUUAAGUAUCUCAGAGGGCUCUUGCUAUUUUUUUUUUUUUUGUAUUGCUGUUGUUAUUAUUUGUUAUUCUUAAGGUACUGAGAUCGAAUGGCCUGUAUUAUCCACAGCGCAUCCGUUCUGAACACUACAAUGCAAUGCUGACCAUGGUCACUUUUGACAUUGACUGUAUUGAUUGAGUGUUUGUUACUCUGAAGUGUGUAUGCUACUAAAUAAACGAGACUGGAGGAAAAAAGA